GAUGCGUCUGCGCGGUGCGGGGAGUGAAGAGCUCCCGCUGGAGACCUGGACGAGUUGGCUCCAGGACAGUGUGGAGAUUACGCAGCUGCCGCCGCUCGCGAUCGCUAACGAAAACGGAACUCUGAAGUGAGCUGUCGUUGCCCCGACUAAACAAUGCCGGUAGACCUCUGGAGGGGAGUGGAGUUGUUAGAUCCGCAAUGUGUCCCUCAGGAUAUAAUGUGUUAGGGAGAUAACAUUGCUUGAGUAUUUAAUUACGGCAAACUUACUUUUUACCGUACGGAUGCCCUGAGUGUAGAGGACGGCGUGACUGUGAGGUGAAGGAGCGGUAGGAUGCUGCCGCUGCCACCAGGACACAAGCAUCACAUUGACAGUGGAUAAGCCCGCCCACCAGUGACCUGCCACACCCUCGCAGCUCGCUCGAGUCUUCAGUAACAACAAUAAUAAUGACCACACACGCUCUGGGCGCUAACGACACCCUCUCAGAGAGCUCCACUCAAGAUGUUAGCGUACUGGUGACGGCGGCGCUCCUGGCGGUGUUGGUGGUUGUGUUUAUUUUCGGAACUGUCGCCAACUCCUUAGUCUUCCUGGUGUUCUACCGCAGACCUUCCCUCAGGUCUCUCUCCAACAGGUUCGUGUUGUCCCUGACCUCUGCCAACCUGGUGUCGACGGUGGUGGUGGUGCCGGUCCACGCUCUCCGCCUGUGGGGCCUCACGCCGCUGCUGACGCCUUCCACGGCAACAGGUGCUGACGGGGAUCAUGAUGUCGGCCGCGGUGGCGAGGAGUUCUGGUGGUGUCAGGUGUCCAAGGCGCUCAUGGCCCUGGCGGUGGAGGCGGCCAUAUUCUCCGUCUUGCUAAUUGCCGUCGAUAGGUACUGCGCCGUCACCUCUCCGCUGCACUACUCCAUGACCAUCACGCGAGGCCGCAGCGUCAGGCUCAUCGUGGGGGUGUGGACGCUGGCCUUACUGUACGCCCUCCCGCAGCUACUGGCACACACCUACGCCCACCUCCGCCCGGCCUCGCGCCUCUCCGCCUGUCCUUCCGGUCAGGACGUGGUGUCUGCAGUCCCUAUCAAGUUUGGAUUGUAUUACGCUGUGCUGCUUUCGCUCUGUGGCUUUCUGGUGCCGCUUUUCGUGUUGUGUUGGAUAUAUGUUCACAUGUACAGGGCAGCACAGCGCAACUCAGCUCGGACGCGGCGCCACAGCCUCGGCCACAACCCCGCGGAGAUCAUCAUCCCAGAUUGUCCCUCCGUGGCGGAGUCCGGCAGUACCAACAAUUCGGUACGGUGCAAGACUCGGGUACAUAGGCGACGCUCCUCCAACACCAGCUUCUCUUCGCUCUUCUUUCGCGAAGAAGGCAGAGCAGUCAAGACAGCCGUCAUUGUUAUCGCCUCCUUCGUGACGUCUUGGAUGCCAUAUUUUAUUUACAAAAUCUGUGAAGCUGGUGGAUGGACAAAAGAUAUUCCUUACCUGAACGAGCUGGUAAUUUGCGUUGCCUUGUCCUCCUCCUGUACUAGUCCUUUUAUUUAUGUAUACCGGAAUGAAACGGCAAGUAAAGAGGUGUUGAAGAUAAUUUGUUGGUGGCGCCCGCCUAGUCCAGCCACACCAUCCUUCUCUCGCUCUUCCCUCAAUCCUAAAAUGGGGAAUGGCCACGCCCCGACACCAGUCCGCAUCAUUGAGCCAGACACGGCUUCCCUUUACAGCUAUGCCACGGAGUGUGGCGCCUGUGGCCACAACCAACUUGUGUGCUCCCUUCGGAACGGCAGGCCUGUCACCUCCCCACUCCCAUCAGACCAGCGGCGCGCCUCCAACCCCAGGCGGGAGAGCACAGUGUCCUUCAAGCUGACGCCCAUGGAUCGCCCAUCUUCUCGGUGCCGCCAGUGUCUUCGUCAGGACUCUGCCUCAUCAGCGUCUUCUGAUGACCCUCUGCUGAGCGAGUGUUUCCGCCACCACCGCGCCUCCAACCCUUCCGUGAGAUGGACGAGACCAAGAAUGUCUAACGGUUCUGUCACCACAAGAAGUGAUUCGCUGGUGUCCACGAACUCCUCCGUGUUGAGUGGCGGCAUCCAGCGCUGGCCAAUGAGGCGCUACUCUACUGUGUCCACGGACAGCGGCGGAACCAUCACUAGGCGCAGCGCUCACGAGGAUGGCGAGGAAGACAUGCCCAUGGGGCGCCUUAGUGUGCCAGGCGGCGGACAGCGCUCGCUUUUCCUGGAGAGUGAGGAAGACGGCUACGAAACCAGCAGCGGCCAGCCAUCCAUGCAUGGCUAUGCCAACCCGUUCAGACACCCUCAUAUUAGUCAGAGGCAGGAGUCGGGCAGCUCAUCAGUAAGAUUUAUAUGGGAAAUAGAGGAAGGCGACGGCCAAGAUGAUGAAACCACGGAGCCUGAGCAGAGGGACUUGCCGGUGAGGUGACCUCUGGCAAGGUCUCCAUCGCUCAUGAACUUGGCCAGCCACUGUCGAGACGAUCCGGAUGACUCUCCCAGCAAGAACGCCUCUUGGAGGCUCUCGGUGUGAACAUGUCCCUCACUGUACUCAGGCAGCGACAGGGGCCUGUAGUCCUAUAUUCUAGUGGAUCAUUUACAUAAUGCAUUUAUCGUUGUAGUCAUCUGCAGACUUGUAUCUACAUAUAUACACAUAUGUAUACCCAUAUAUGUAUGCAAUAAGCUUUUUCAACUCGCUAUGAAACAUGAGAAUUUUUCAGUGAAAUCACUUUUCAAAGUCACUCUCCCGCCGAAGACAAGCAAGAGGCAGCCCUGGAAAGCUGACCUUCUUCAUUGGGAAUAUUCGCAUACCUAAUAACUGGUUAGACAAGCGCGUCAGUGGUGUUGACAACAUAUCACACGGCCACGCCUUUAGUAGCCGUUCCAGUUACUGUGACACCACCACCACCACCGUAGUCAAGUUUAUUCAGUCACCUCAUGAUGCUUUCAUUAUCGCGCUACACGACCACCGGCAUCCCUUAACGCUUUAGCUAGUGGGUGUUGUCAGAUCAAGCCUGUCACCCUAUUACGGCACACACCAGAGUGCCGUGGCGACGACGCAGGGUGGUGUCGGCGGUCAGUCAUGAGGAAGGAUCUGUGAUAAGGGCUUGACCCGACCUUGAGCUGUGCUGGGCUGGCCGCCUCCAACCUCUCCUCAAGGGGAGACGUGGGGAUGUUGGAGCGCCGCCACUAUAGCGAGGUGGUGCCGGUGAUGGCGGUCACCGCCAACACUAUUGUACCUCUUGAUGUACCCUUCUUCCAUUUCAUCCCCACCUUCCCUCAUGCCUCUACCUUCCCUAACCCCAAUCUACAUUGUUCACGAGCUGAUCCUUUCUCUCUCAAUCUCCUUUCACGGCUUCCAACGCACAAAGUCUGUCAAUCUACCUUCAGUUCAGCUCGGAGCAAAGGACUUUCCCGUGUCCCCUAGUAGUGUAUCCCUAGGACUUCGCUGCCACGGCGAGGAUGGAUGUUAUUAAAAGGCAUAUUGUCUUCAAAAGAAGUAAUACACUUCCUGUAGGCAUAUGUAUGUCAUUAUUAUGUUGUUAUGUAUAACAGCCUGUUUAUUUGGCUGAAUUGACCAGACAUUUCAGGAACACUACAAGUGAUCGCCACUGUGUUGUGGUAAAGAUGCCAAAGUAUUAUCUAGGAAGAACACUUUCAACCUGAACACUUACGUCGGUGCCAGUAGUAUCCGUGGUGCUAGUGGUGCCAAUAGUGUCGGAAGUACCUAUGGCACCAGUGUUCCUUGAGGUGCCAGUGGUAUCAGAGGUGCCAGUGGUAUCAGAGGUGCUAAUGGUGCCAGAGGUGCUAGCAGUGCCAGGGGUGCCAGUGUCGCGUCUGUGCGGCACUGGGAGAGUGUUGUAUGGAGGGUUCUCCCCUCACACGUUGCUGCUGAUUAAUAAACAGUAUUUUCCGUU
This is a messenger RNA of Portunus trituberculatus (swimming crab), 3897 nucleotides long. Its product is annotated as beta-3 adrenergic receptor-like. Gene Ontology annotation, cellular component: membrane. The transcript is spliced from 5 exons. NCBI's taxonomy places the organism in Eukaryota, Metazoa, Arthropoda, Malacostraca, Decapoda, Portunidae. The record is from RefSeq and is a predicted model, not a curated record. Gene Ontology annotation, molecular function: G protein-coupled receptor activity. Gene Ontology annotation, biological process: G protein-coupled receptor signaling pathway. Bases 444 to 2411 code for a protein of 655 amino acids.